UCUACAGUGACAGCAGGAGAGGGCUGGAGCAGAAGAGUUUGUUUUCUAGAAGAGCCAGCUGCUUUCAGAGCCAUGCUAACCAAGGUGGUCUCUCUGGCGACCGCCUUCUGGGCAGGGCUCCAUGCCGGGACUUUGCUGGUGGGUGCUGUCGUCUUUCUGUUGUUUGCUGACUUCAAAAGGCGGCGCCCAAAGAACUACCCGCCAGGGCCCUGGCCUCUACCUGUGUUUGGCAACUUCUUUCAAGUGAACUUUGAGAAUUCACACUUGGAUGUUCAAAAGUUGGUGAAGAAAUAUGGGAAUGUUCUUAGCUUGGAUUUUGGUAACCUGUCUUCAGUGCUCAUAACUGGACUGCCCUUAAUCAAAGAAGUUCUUUCCCAGACAGACCAGUCCUUCCUACACCGCCCUGUAACGCCUCUCCGAGAACGUAUCUUUAGGAAAAAUGGAUUGAUCAUGUCUAAUGGCCAAAUAUGGAAGGAACAAAGAAGAUUCACUCUGACAACAUUAAGGAACUUUGGUUUAGGAAGGAAGAGCCUGGAGGAACGUAUCCAGGAGGAGGCCUACCACCUUGUUGAGGCAAUCAAAGAGGAGAAUGGACAGCCUUUCAACCCUCACUUCAAGAUCAACAAUGCAGUUUCAAACAUCAUUUGCUCUAUCACCUUUGGAGAGCGCUUUGAGUACCAGGAUGCUCAGUUCCAGGAGCUGCUGAAGUUACUGGAUGAGGUCACGUUUCUGGAGGCUUCGAGAUUCUGUCAACUCUACAAUGUCUUUCCAUGGAUAAUGAAAUUCCUCCCUGGACCUCAUCAAACUGUCUUCAGGAACUGGGAAAAGCUGAAAUUGUUUGUUUCUCAUGAAGUUGAAAAACACAGGAAAGACUGGAAUCCUGAUGAGUCAAGAGACUUUAUUGAUGCUUACCUCAAGGAAAUUGUGAAGGUUCUAGAAAAGUUUGGGCAGGUGGAGGGUGGAAACAGUCAUGGCAUGGUUUCUCAAACUGUGGAAGAAAGUAUAAAUGUUUCAAAAAUAAUAGAAUCUCCCUCUUCUCUUCCAGAAAAAGUGCAUGCUGAGAUUGACAGAGUGCUUGGCCAGUGGCAGCAGCCAAGCAUGGCCGCCAGAGAGUUCAUGCCCUACACCAAUGCUGUCAUCCAUGAGGUGCAGAGAAUGGGCAACAUCAUCCCCCUGAAUGUCCCCAGGGAAGUGGUGGUUGAUACCACUUUUGCUGGAUACUACCUGCCUAAGGGGACCAUGAUCCUGACCAAUUUGACUGCUUUGCACAAGGACCCCAACGAGUGGGCCACCCCUGACACAUUCAACCCUGAGCAUUUUCUGGAGAAUGGACAGUUUAAGAAAAAGGAAUGCUUCCUGCCUUUCUCAAUGGGGUGUUGGACCUGGCCAAGGCAGUGCAGAGUCAGCCACGGAGAGAAGAGGUUCCAGUCCUGGGCUCCAUGUUGAAAGCAAAGGUCUUCAUCAAUACCCACUCUAAGGGUGAUGGGCAGU
Molecule: messenger RNA, 1491 nt
Organism: Ictidomys tridecemlineatus (thirteen-lined ground squirrel)
Lineage: Eukaryota; Metazoa; Chordata; Mammalia; Rodentia; Sciuridae
Source: RefSeq, a predicted model, not a curated record